UUUUUCCCUCUGUGCCACUGGUCAGACCAACACAUAGUCCCGCCUAGGGCUUGACAAUAUGGCCAAAAACCUGGAUAUGUAACUACAGCAGGAUUGAAAUAUCUUCUUUAUUAAUGCAGUCCAGCACACAUGAUGAUGUCGGCAUGAUCCGGCAGCUGCCCAUGUAUAACGGAGAUCAGCGCUGGCAGCAGCUCAGCCCGGGCCCCGGGGGGCCGUACCUGGCCUACCCGAUCCUGUCGUCUCCGCAGGCCCCCGUGGCCAGCGAUUACCCCGCAUACUACCACGCCAUCAUGCCCACGCCCUGCCCUCCCGUCAUGGGCUUCUACCAGCCCUUCCCGGGGCCGUACACGGGGCCCCUGCAGGCCGGCGUGCUCAACCCCGUCUCCGACUGCAGCCAGGCGCAGAGAGCGAGAGGCGUCUCACGAAACCCCGUCCUGCACAAGCAGCAGCAGCAGCCAGCGGCUCAGCCAAUGAGAGCGAAGCGUCCCGUGAUGCGGAGCGUGGCGGUACAGAAGGAGGUGUGUGCUGCCGGGCCUGAUGGGAGAUCCAAGACCGUGCUGCUGGUGGAUGCAGCUCAGCAGACAGAUUUCCCUGGCGAGACGUCUGGAAGCGUCAGAUGUGCGUCGGAUCAGGCCAGUCCUCAGUGGAAGAAUAAAGCCCGACGCAGACGCACCUCUCAGCAGGAGUCAUCCAGCGAGCAGGGAGCCAGCGAGGCCGACAUCGACAGCGACAGCGGCUACUGCAGCCCUAAACACAACCAGGGAGUCGCCAGCACCUCCAGCAACCAGCACUCAGCCGGAGCAGUACGUCCAACUCCUCUGAGACACAUCAGUACAUUACUGUG
Molecule: messenger RNA, 844 nt
Organism: Puntigrus tetrazona (Sumatra barb)
Lineage: Eukaryota; Metazoa; Chordata; Actinopteri; Cypriniformes; Cyprinidae
Product: selenocysteine insertion sequence-binding protein 2-like
Exons: 4
Biological process (GO): selenocysteine incorporation
Cellular component (GO): ribonucleoprotein complex
Molecular function (GO): mRNA 3'-UTR binding; ribonucleoprotein complex binding; selenocysteine insertion sequence binding
Source: RefSeq, a predicted model, not a curated record